Messenger RNA from Lymnaea stagnalis (great pond snail), 13638 nucleotides. The record is from the annotation of a GenBank genome assembly. Lineage: Eukaryota; Metazoa; Mollusca; Gastropoda; Lymnaeidae.
AUUUAUAAAAAUGGCUGCGCCCUUAGGCUUAUGUCGAUUUCGGUCCCAUUCACCCACUUUAGGUUGCCUUACUUUAAGUAAACGACUUUUCCAAUUUUUUACUUUGAAACAGCAAAAGAAGAAGUCUUCCAAAAACUUGGAUAUUGAAUUUGAUAACUUUUCCGAUUUGACAACACAAACUACAGUGUACAAGACUCGGAGCAACGCACGGCACGAUGAAUUAGAUCUACUUAGUCAUGUCAGUGGUCAUCAAGGGAUUGAAGGCAGUAUUGGUCUAAAAAAGCUCAAAAGUCGAAAUACAGUUUCAAAUGAUGAGACUUCAAAAGGUAAAAUUAAAAUAAUGCUUUAGCUUCAUCACAUAUAUGAAAUAAAGUGAGAGAUGCAGAGGGCACUAUCACUACUGUAGCACUUACUCACUAGUAUCAUAACUUUACUAGUUAUGUAUUUUUAGUAAAGUUAAAAGUAGGGUAGUGUAGUGGUGGGAAUGGCUUUGACAUGAACCGUGUUACACCUUAUUCUAAGUGGGGUUAAACCAAAUGGACAGUUGCAAAUUUGACAGAUCUUGAUUGCAUCCUUUUUAUAGAAUAUAGUUAAAUACAAGAGUAUGGACUAAGGCUAGGGUGUCAUCAAAGUAGACUUGCAGUAUCAGUAGAUUAGUAGACUGUCACCAAAAUCAAAGCAUUGGGCCACCAGAACUUGAUGACACCGGACAAGCCAGGGGCCCAUGAGAGAAAGUUCUCACAAGAUCAGGUACCCAUCAGACUCAGAGCAUACAGACUCUGACAGACUACUUGAGUGUGACUAUGCUAUGAGUUAAAUAGUAGGCAGAGAAGUACAAAGGUGUGGCAAAACAUAGCAUGUUCCAUGGACAUAAUUUGAAGAGGGUGCAAAAUCGACAAGCCAUGGUCAAAGAAUAUUUUAACCCAAAAAAAUAUAUAUAUUUUUUGGUUAUAAUUUUAUUUACCUCUAUGAAUUUAGCUAAAAAAAACUGCACACUAAUCUGCUUACUCUGCCAUCCUUGUAUGGAAGAUUCUAAGCUUCAAAGGGGCUCAAUUUAAGUUCUUGUUGUGGGCACCAAAUGUCCUUUUUAAUUUGAUUGUCACUAUACAUUACAGGAUAGUUCAUGCCAUGUGUAAUAUAAUAUUCAUACAAUAGAAUAGAAUGCAAGUUAAAUAGGCUUAAAGUUAAUUUUUAUUAUUACUAAAUUUUUUUUAAGAUUCGAGUAACAUCACUUCUUCUUCUUUCGAUACCAAAACAGCAACUAUGUUUAAAAAUCAUGAGACCAGCCACGUUUUUUCAUCUACUGUGACAUGUUGUCUAUACAGAGAGCUCUUCUGUUGUCGUCAUUGAGAUGCUCUUCUAAAAGAAAAUGUUAACUUCAGGAUGACAUCAACUCAUUGAUAAACCAUUCAUUUAUUUGCAAUUCGUUAUUUCACUUGACAUAAAAUUGAAAAUAUUACUAACUAAUUAUCGAAAUAUACUUGUAUUUUGUUAUACCGACGACAUGGGUACGUUAUAGUGGUAUCUGAAAGGAGAGAUAACAUUUUAAUACUUAAAAACCUCAAAAUAUCACUGCCUCUAUUUAACUACUCUAAAAUAAGAUUUGACCAAUGAAAGUACUAUUGAACUGUGCAACUUCUUAAACUGGGGUGUGCCUGGCUGUUAUUGGUUGUACAUCAAGUGUAUUGGCUUUUAUUUCUGUUCCUAUGUAGAAAAAAAAAGCAGUAGUGGAUAAUUAAGGGAAUAAAAUAACAAUCUGCCAUGCAGUGAGGUUUAAUGAGGUUCUGAGUCUUAGGCAGUUACAAUGUAACAAAAGCUGGCAUAGAGCUAACUUAACAAUAUGCAUAACUUACACAAAAAGCUUACUGGCUUACUUUUCUUGAGUUAAAGAUUAAUUAGGUAACUGGGCUAAACAACCAUUAACCCAACUGUCAUUCUGCUGUCACCUGUGUGGUAAAGAUGUAACUCCAACUAUGGAAUAAAUAUGUCAUCUUUUUCUAAUUAAAUUAAAAUAAUUAUGCAAAGUCAAAUCAGGUCUAAUAAUUUGUCACUUUCUUCCACAUUUCAGCGAAUCCGUCAAGGGCUCCCCCUUUCAAACAAGUACUACACAGAAGAUACCAAGAAGCACAACGUAGCGUUAUUGUAAGGUCUCAAGAUCCUGACAGCACAUGUCAUUCUCUGACGCAGUUUGGUGGAAUCAACCAUGUUCAAUUCGUCAUGCCGGAAAAGGUGAAACUCAUGAACCACUUAAGAUUUAAGAGUCAAGCAACCCAGGCUAAGUUUUGCCACAUGUUUAGGUAUCUGAGAGUUUUCUGCUGAUUUAUCCACCCACCAGUUAUCUAUUCCUCAAGUCUUAGCCACUACUCCAUACUUGGUUGCGACGUAUCAGUCUUCCUUAAGACAUAUCAGUCUUCCUCGAGGCCUAUCAGUCUUCUUGACAAAUAUCAGUCUUCCUCGAGACAUAUCAGUCUCCUUGAAACAUAUCAGGCUUCCUUGAGACAUACCAGUCUUCUUUGAGACAUAUCAGCCUUCCUUGAGACAUAUCAGCCUUCCUUGAGGAAUUCUUCAAAAUCUUUAUUAUUUUCUUUCUAUCCUGUCAUCCAGUAUUUUACGGUUUCUUAUCAAUUGACCCAAAGUGUGAAAAAAAUAAAUAUCGUUUGGGUAUGCAAUGUUUAAAAGAAAAAAGAACACUUCCAUUACCUUUAGUUGAAUAAAUUGUUGGCCAAGUUAUUGUCAUGAAUGACAUUAUUUCAAAUUGGAACUCAGUUUUUAAAAUCUAACCUGGUUGGCAAUAUUUUUUGAAGAUGUUGCUAUUCAUAACGAUGGCGAAGUAAAUAUUAGGUUUGGGCCACUAAACUUCUCUUGUCAUCUUACUUAUCUAAUCUUAGCUCACACUUGGAAAGAUGGAGGAGGGAGCAUCAGUCAGCACUUAUUUUGUCACUGUCUCUUAAAUUUGGAACCUUAGACAGUGGAAGAAGAACUGUACUGGAAUCUAUUUCUAAUGUACCAGUAUCUAUUUCUGAUGAGUGUUCUAGUAUAGCGUAUGGCUUGGCAUACUUUUUCACUUAAACAUAGAGCUAUUUUUAGCCACUACCUCUUCUGUCCAUUAGUAUGGGUUUGAUAUUGACGUCACAGAGUUAAAUGCUGUGUCCUCUCCUUACCAACCCUGCCCCCUUGGUUGGGAAAAGGUUGUUUAUAUUCGAAUGCAUUCUAUUUGUUCUGAAGAAUGCCAUUAGAUGAUGCAAUUUCUAGAAUUUCUUUACUAGAUGGUUCUUAUUAAUCCCUAUAUACAGGCAGAUAGGUUUGUUAGCAGAGACAGAGCGAGAGAGAGAUAUUUGCUAUAUUUCACAACAUAUGCAAGAAAUUGUAUAAUUGUGUGUGUGAAUUAAUCUUUGUAUUUUUGAGGAGUGUACCUUUUCCUUGCUGUACUGUACUGUAAGUUGAUAGAGUUUUUUUGUAUUCAAAUUUGAAUUCAAUUAGAAAUUUAAUAGUAAGAUUAAAUUGAAUAUUUUCAGCAUUACUAGCUUUUGUGUCGUUUUCUUUGCAUACUGUUUUUUCAGUCAUUUCUUAUGUAUAGUUUAUUCUAUGAGCCAAAUGUUAACACUGAUUAAAUUUUCAAAAUCAACAGUACGUAAAAAUGAGGUCUCAAGUAAUUUUUUUUAAAAUGUUUGCUAGUUUUAAAAAGGAGUAGAAGAUAAUAAUGUGAAUAAUUUAAUCAUGUGAAUAAUUUAAUCAUGUGAAUAAUUUAAUUAUGUGAAUAAUUUAAUCAUAUGAAUAAUUUAAUUAUGUGAAUAAUUUAUAACAAAUCUUUUUAUUCCCUCAGAAUUUUCUCCUAGUUGAAUUUAUCAAUGAAAGCAGUUUAGUUAAACUUCAGAGAAAUUCAAAGUUUUUCAAUGAAAUCAAUCAGUUUCCAUUGAAAUCCAGAAUUUUAUGUGACACAAAGUCCUUCGUUAAUCACGGCAAGAAAAAGUUUCCAUCGGCUCCAAAGAUGUCUGAAGGAAACUGGUUGAACAAAUCAUCUGAUCACUAUCCUUUAAUGAAUACUGUAAGUUUUUUUUUACCUUUUAAAUUCAAUAUGUUUGGAAUGUGCUCACUAAUUAUAAAUACCUUUAUGCAUUAUCUUGACUUGCUUACCUGUCAUGUUUUUAAAAUAACGGUUCAUUGUCCUAUCUCAUUCCUCCUGCUGUUUUCUCGGAUUCUACAUUGCAGCUAAGUGAUUAUUUCUAUAUUGUUUUUACUUUUGUUUGUUUGUUGAAAGAGGCUUCUUGCAGACACAUUCCUUUGUUUCGCUUAUUUCCUUCUAACAGCGUAUUGACAGUAAUAAACAGAAGAUAAGCUGAAAAUUGUUUUAAGAUAAGGUAAAGCAUAUUGAAAAAAUAUUUUUCACAUUAAAAUUGUAUGCAUCUCUUCUUUUGACAGUUUGAUGAGGAAUUGGAGGCUCUCUGUGCCCGCAAGUCACUGGAUGACUGCGACCUUCGCUUGAGGUUUUUCACUUGCAUGAUGAUAGAAGAUAUUAUAAAGUCUAUUCUGCCGGACUCAAGAGUUGUGCCAUAUGGUUCGUGUAUGAACGGCUUCGGCUGGUGGAGUAGUGAUCUGGACAUGAUGUUGUGUUUCAACAGUGACCUCCACACAUCAGUGAGUAUUCCUAAUCGGUUCAGAUCUUGACAGGUUUAUUCACCAUCGGCCAUUUAAAGAUGUAUUUUAUUGUUAUAUGAAGACUCACGCUCAAGUGAAAACAGGAUGUCCUGGUUGAUUUGCCGUUCCAAGUUUUCAGAGGGAUAUGCCAUGGAUAGGGUAACUGCUUUUAUGGGGCAUCAUGCAAAGGAAGUUAGGAAACAGUGUUUAAUGAUUCAUUUCAAACCUAGUCAUAGAAAUGAUGAUUUUAAAGGAAUUAUUCAAACUAAGUCAUAGAAAUGAUGAUUUUAAAGGAAUUAUUCAAACUAAGUCAUAGAAAUUAUGAUUUUAAAGGAAUGGUUCAAACUAAGUCAUAGAAAUGAUGAUUUUAAAGGAAUUAUUCAAACUAAGUCAUAGAAAUGAUGAUUUUAAAGGAAUUAUUCAAACUAAGUCAUAGAAAUGAUGAUUUUAAAGGAAUUAUUCAAACUAAGUCAUAGAAAUGAUGAUUUUAAAGGAAUGGUUCAAAAUUAGUCAGAGAAAUGAUGAUUUUAAAGGAAUUAUUCAAACUAAGUCAUAGAAAUGAUGAUUUUAAAGGAAUUAUUCAAACUAAGUCAUAGAAAUGAUGAUUUUAAAGGAAUUAUUCAAACUAAGUCAUAGAAAUGAUGAUUUUAAAGGAAUGGUUCAAAAUUAGUCAGAGAAAUGAUGAUUUUAAAGGAAUUAUUCAAACUAAGUCAUAGAAAUGAUGAUUUUAAAGGAAUUAUUCAAACUAAGUCAUAGAAAUGAUGAUUUUAAAGGAAUUAUUCAAACUAAGUCAUAGAAAUGAUGAUUUUAAAGGAAUGGUUCAAAAUUAGUCAGAGAAAUGAUGAUUUUAAAGGAAUGGUUCAAACUAAGUCAUAGAAAUGAUGCUCAUAAAUGAAAGAUUCAAACUACAUCAUAGAAAUAAUGCUCUUAGGUUUUUGGUAGAUUGUGGGGUCCUGGUAUCCACUGUAAGGUUAGCUUGACUGCAAAAGUUUUUGAUAGAUUGUGGUGUCCUGGUAUCCAUUGCCAGGUUAGCUUGACUGCAUAGGUUUUUGGUACAUUGUGGUGUCCUGGUAUCCAUCGUCAGGUUAACUUGACUGCAUAGGUUCUUGGUACAUUGAUUUUACCGUUGUUGUUCUUGUGAGAUGUUCAGCUGCCUGAAGUAUUGAUUUGUAGUCAGAGAAGACACUAGGAUUAGUUCAUAUCAUCUUUUGUCCUGUCUAUUAAUUCAAGAUUAAUUUUAUCAAAACUACUAAAAUGAUGGAAUAACUUGGUAUACCAGUUUCUAGUUUACUAGUUUGUUUGGAUGCCAAUGAUAUAAGAUGGCUUAGUGGUCUGGCCUGACUCCAUGUUUGUAAAGAUAGCGAAAAUGUAAUAAAUAGACGUUUGAAAAAGAGAGAAUAUUUAAAAAUGGUGGUCCGCCAACAGACACCAGUCCUCCAACUGACACCAGUCCACCAACAGACACCAGUCCACCAACAGACACCAGUCCACCAACUGACACCAGUCCACCAGCAGACACCAGUCCGCCAACAGACACCAGUCCAUCAGCAGACACCAGUCUACCAACAGACACCAGUCUACCAACAGACACCAGUCCACCAACAGACACCAGUCCACCAACAGACACCAGUCCACCAACUGACACCUGUCCACCAACUGACACCAGUCCACCAACUGACACCAGUCCACCAACUGACACCAGUCCACCAACAGACACCAGUCCACCAACAGACACCAGUCCACCAACCUUACAUUGCCAAUCACAAAAAAAAUCAAUAAAAUUGAAAAUGUAGUUAAUAAAUCUGGCACUGGACCCUGGUUCAUUUUCUGACUUUGUCCAUAGGUCCGCCUAACUUAAAAAGUUUAGGAAAUGCUGGCUUAGAUUAUACUGCUCUAGUUAGCCAGAUAAAUUAUCCCUUACAAUUGAUUUAAUUACAUCAAUCGUCAAUUCUUUUUUUUUUUCUUUUUUUUUUUACAGAGCAAAUCUAGCAAAUCACCAGGGGGAAACUCAACCUCUCAGUUUAAGUUUAUGACAGAGACAUUCGCAUCUGAUAGACAUUUGGCACAAAGAACAUUAGCCAUGGUGUCGGCACUGCUGGAGCUCAGUCCACGGAUGCACAACAUGUUCAAAAUACUCGGUGCCAGAGUUCCAAUCAUUCGUUUCAAGCAUGGAGCUGUAGACUUACUCUGUGAUAUCAGCAUUCACCAAAUGUAAGUUUGAAACUUUUGUCAUGAGGCGUCGACACGACAAGACAGAGGCAUUGUUGUUGUAUUCAUGAUGAGAGAGCAAAAGCAAGGGUCAAGCGUUGUUGUCAUCUUUACAUUUUAAUUUGCCUAAAACUUUGGGUUUAAAAUUGAGUUUUUGUUCAAGGACCUAGUUGUUUCACUGAUUGGGUUUAACAUUGAGUCUUUGUUCAAGGACCUAGUUGUUUCACUGAUUGGGUUUAACAUUGAGUUUUUGUUCAAGGACCUAGUUGUUUCACUGAUUGGGUUUAACAUUGAGUUUUUGUUCAAGGACCUAGUUGUUUCACUGAUUGGGUUUAACAUUGAGUCUUUGUUCAAGGACCUAGUUGUUUCACUGAUUGGGUAUAACAUUGAGUCUUUGUUCAAGGACCUAGUUGUUUCUCUGAUUGGGUUUAACAUUGAGUCUUUGUUCAAGGACCUAGUUGUUUCACUGAUUGGGUUUAACAUUGAGUCUUUGUUCAAGGACCUAGUUGUUUCACUGAUUGGGUUUAACAUUGAGUCUUUGUUCAAGGACCUAGUUGUUUCACUGAUUGGGUUUAACAUUGAGUUUUUGUUCAAGGACCUAGUUGUUUCACUGAUUGGGUUUAACAUUGAGUUUUUGUUCAAGGACCUAGUUGUUUCACUGAUUGGGUUUAACAUUGAGUCUUUGUUCAAGGACCUAGUUGUUUCACUGAUUGGGUUAACAUUGAGUCUUUGUUCAAGGACCUAUUUGUUUCACUGAUUGGGUUUAACAUUGAGUUUUUGUUCGAGGACCUAGUUGUUUCACUGAUUGGGUUUAAUAUUGAGUUUUUGUUCAAGGACCUAUUUGUUUCACUGAUUGGGUUUAACAUUGAGUCUUUGUUCAAGGACCUAGUUGUUUCACUGAUUGGGUUAACAUUGAGUCUUUGUUCAAGGACCUAUUUGUUUCACUGAUUGGGUUUAACAUUGAGUUUUUGUUCAAGGACCUAUUUGUUUCACUGAUUGGGUUUACCGCAAACACUUUCUUCGAUUGCUUCAAAAAACAAAUGGCAAAAUUUAUUGCCUUUUUUUUUUUUUUUUGGUUUAUUUUAACAUGUCAAAUUGCAGAAAAAGCAAGUUAGAAAAAAAAAUGCCAGGGUUUAGAGAAGUAAAUGAAUGGGAUAGAAGCCAGGGUUUAAAGAAGUAAAUUUGAUGGAUGCCAGGGUUAAGAGAAUUAAAUGUGACAGAUGCCAGGGUUUCGAGAAUUAAUUGUGAUAGAUGCCAGGGUUUAGAGAGUAAAUGUAAUAGAUCCCUGGGUUUAGAGAAGUAAAUGUGAUCAAUGCAAGGGUUUAGAGCAGUAAAUGUGAUCAAUGCAAGGGUUUAGAGAAUUAAAUGUGAGAGAUGCCAUGGUUUAAAGAAAGUAAAUGUGAUAGAUGCCAGGGUUUUGAGCAGUAAAUGUGAUCAAUGCAAGGGUUUAGAGAAGUAAAUGUGACAGAUGCUCGGGUUUAAAGAAAGUAAAUGUGAUCAAUGCCAGGGUUUAAAGAAAGUAAAUGUGACAGAUGCCAGGGUUUAAAGAAAGUAAAUGUGAUUGAUGCCAUUGUUUCGAGAAUUAAUUGUGAUAGAUGCCAGGGUUUAGAGAAGUAAAUGUGACAGAUGCCAGGGUUUAAAGAAAGUAAAUGUGAUAGAUGCCAGGGUUUAGAGAGCAAAUGUAAUAGAUCCCUGGGUUUAGAGAAGUAAAUGUGACAGCUGCCAGGGUUUAAAGAAAGUAAGUGUGAUAGAUGCCUGGGCUUUGAGCAGUAAAUGUGAUCGAUGCCAGGGUUUAAAGAAAGUAAAUGUGAUAGAUGCCAUUGUUUCGAGAAUUAAUUGUGAUAGAUGCCAGGGUUUAGAGAAGUAAAUGCUAUAGAUGCCAAGGUUUAGAGAAUUAAAUGUGAUAGAUGCCAGGGUUUAGAGAAUUAAAUGUGAUAGAUGCCAGGGUUUAGAUAAGUAAAUGCUAUAGAUGCCAGGGUUUAGAGAAGUAAAUGUUAAAGAUGCCAGAGUUUAAAGAUAUUAAAUGUGCUAGAUGCCAGGGUUUAGAAAAGUAAGUAUCAUUUGAGAAAACAGGCAUUACCUUUAUGAAAUAUUUAUCUACCAAUUUCAGAACUGCUUCAUAAUUCUUUGAACCACAUACAUUUCUCUAUUCAGAGACAGCAUAAAGAUGACAGAGCUGUUGUAUCUCCUGUCAGUGUCCGAUCCUCGUGUUAGGCCACUGAUGUGUGCCAUCAAACAGUGGGCCAUCUGCCAUGAUCUGACCUCCAGCGGAGAGCAGCAGAAGCCCACCACCAUUGGUCUCCUAACAAUGCUGAUAUUUUACCUCCAGACUCUACCUUCACCUGUGGUGCCCACAUUCAGACAGCUGCAAGCCCUGGCCGGUUUGUUUAGAUUUACUUAGUUUUAUUUUUAUUUUUUUUACAUCUUUGCAUUAUGCCAACACUGAUAUUGAUAAUGUAGCAUUUACAAUGGGGCAAAAGUGGCUCUCAACGUAUAAUCCAAGACUUUCUUUAAGCCAGAGUUACUUAAAACAUUGACCACAUGGGUUUUAUAAUCUAAUUCCUUCUUCAACACAAAGUUACAUGUAACAUUGACAAAACAUUGACCACAUAGAGUUUUAUAAUCUAAUUCUUUCUUCAACCCAAAGCUACUUAAAACACUGACCACAUAUGGUUUUACAUAAAGGAAAUGAAAAUUUAAUUACAGAAAAGCUUGGGAAUAUUGUUCUGUCAACAUCAAGCUAUAAAUAGCUAUAUGGAUGAGGUGAAGAGAACGAUUUUCAGUCUUUUCACACAAUCCCUUGGAAAAAGCUGUUGUAUUUAACUUUUUUAAAUAGAAACUCUUCAGAACUGAUAGCCACUUCGGACGCUUUAAAAUCACACCAUAAAAUUGUUUUAAAAUAUUUAAGAAACAGCAAUAUUUUGGCUCCCUUUACCUCCGAAAAUUCUUCUUCCUCAUCAAUAAUUUGUCUUAAGGUACUUAAUAUUUGAGUAUCAUAAGUCCGGGUAAAUCAAGCUGAAAUCAAAUAAUCACAUAUCCCUUUAUGAAUAACUUGGGUUGAUACUCCCUCUGGGCCUAAAACUGUUGUUGACAUUCACUCUAGGCCCAAAACUAUGGUUGACACUCCCUCUGGUCCUGAAACUGUUUGACACUCCCUCUGGUCCUGAAACUGUUUGACACUCGCACUGGGCCUAAAACUAUGGUUGACACUCCCUCUGGUCCUGAAACUGUUUGACACUCCCUCUGGGACUAAAACUAUGGUUGACACUCGCGCUGGGCCUAAAACUAUGGUUGACACUCGCGCUGGGCCUAAAACUAUGGUUGACACUCCCUCUGGGCCUAAAACUAUGGUUGACACUCCCUCUGGGCCUAAAACUAUGGUUGACACUCCCUCUGGGCCUAAAACUAUGGUUGACACUCCCUCUGGGCCUAAAACUAUGGUUGACACUCCCACUGGGCCUAAAACUAUGGUUGACACUCCCACUGGGCCUAAAACUAUGGUUGACACUCCCACUGGGCCUAAAACUAUGGUUGACACUCCCACUGGGCCUAAAACUAUGGUUGACAUUCCCUCUGGGCCUAAAACUAUGGUUGACACUCGCGCUGGGCCUAAAACUAUGGUUGACACUCGCGCUGGGCAUAAAACUAUGGUUGACACUCGCACUGGGCCUAAAACUAUGGUUGACACUCGCGCUGGGCCUAAAACUAUGGUUGACACUCGCACUGGGCCUAAAACUGGAGUAAACAAACCCUCUGGGCCAAAUGCUAGUGCUUAGAUUGUUGUGCUGGAGGACACAGCAUCUAGAAUGAUCUCAGCUUAUUUCAGUUCCUACCAAAUAUUAAACCUGCUGUUCCUGCACAAAGUUCCAUAGUACCCAACUGGUGUAAACAUUAGUGUGAGAUUUAAUAAUUACUUUAAAUUAAGAAAUCGACAAAACAGAUUUGUUGGACACAGGGUCAAAGUGGUUAUAUAAUCGUAUAAGUUUUAUGCUGUAGCCAUUUGAGAAACACGUAUGUCUUCAGGCCAUAUGUUAUUCAUUUUUAUCUGGUUAUCUGUUAUGAGAAGACACACAACUUGAUGAAGUCUCAAUACAUGUUUUUACGCAUCAAGAGUACCAACAUAAAAAUUUGUGGUUACGCAUCAAGAGUACCAACAUACAAAUAUAUUGUUACGCAUCUUGAACAUUGAUACAUCAUCAUAGGUUAAUUGUUGGACCACUGGUAAUUCUGUGAAUUUAUAUCAAGUGAUACCUAUCAGAUUGAUGUGUUCUCUGUGUUCACUUCACCCAACAGGUCAUUCUGACACUUUCUGUAUAGACAACAUUACGUUUGGUCUGCCUAGCAAUCCAGCUCUAAUCCCCAAGUCCAAUAAUAAACAGUCAUUGGGUAUGUAUGUGCAUAUAAUCAUUUCAUUUGUAAGUGUGCCUAGUCAUUGGAUGUGUAUGUGCAUAUAAUCAUUUCAUUAGUAAGUGUGCCUAGUCAUUGGAUAUGUAUGUGCAAAUAAUCAUUUCAUUUUUAAGUGCACCAGUCUUUGGGUACCGGUAUGUAUGUGCACCUAAUCAUUAUAUUGGUAAGUGCACCUUAUCAUAAGGUAUGUAGCUCACCUAAAUUUUUCAAUUAUAAGUGCACUAGUCUUUGAGUAUGCAUGUAUCAUAACAUAUGGAUGUGUACUGAUCAUUAUGAUCCUGCAUGCAAAUUAUCAUCAGCUAUGUAGACCUUAUUGUUAGCAAUGUAUGUAAAUCUAAACAGCUUGUUAACUAUGUAUUAAAUUAUUUAUUUAUAAUCAUGAAAAAUUUAGAAAGAAGAUGGUGCUUAAUUUUUAAUGUGCUAGGCUUGAAGAUUCAUAAUUUGAAUUGUUAGGGCUGAAACUACUGUGAAUUUUAGAAUACAUUUCAUGUUGACAUAGAAGUAGAAUUAGAAGUGGAAAUACAUUUAUUUCACAAUUCAUGAUGAAGUGUAAUGAUAAUUAUAUAUUAUCCCUACAUGUUGCACCCACAUGAGCCUGCAACAGGGAUGUAAAUCAUGUAAAGAUCAUGGCAUCAUCUUCUUCUUCUGUAUAUUUAGGGCCCAUGAUCAAUGUAUUGAUCAUUCUGGCUCCUAUGUAUGCAGAGGGGAUUUGCAAUGUUUCUGCGCCUUGUAUUUAACGGAUAUUUCACUGGUUGCAAGGGCCACUCAGCAAGGGUUACAUGAACUAGGGGUUGGAAGGCCUGAGACAAUAGAUGCGAAUGUGCCAAGUGUUGUCGAAUGUGUCAAGUGUUGUCGAAUGUGUCAAGUGUUGUCGAAUGUGUCAAGUGUUGUCGAAUGUGUCAAGUGUUGUCGAAUGUGUCAAGUGUUGUCGAAUGUGUCAAGUGUUGUCAAAUGUGUCAAGUGUUGUCUAAUGUGUCAAGUGUUGUCUAAUGUGUCAAGUGUUGUCGAAUGUGUCAAGUGUUGUCGUCUCAACUGUUCCUUAAUAAAGCCCCUUAAUAAAAUCAUGUUAUUUUCACUCAACACCAUGCUAAUAUUCCAUUAUGUUAUUUUCACUCAACACCAUGCUAAUAUUCCAUUAUGUUAUUUUCACUCAACACCAUGCUAAUAUUCCAUUAUGUUAUUUUCACUCAACACCAUGCUAAUAUUCCAUUAUGUUAUUUUCACUCAACGCCAUGCUAAUAUUCCAUUAUGUUAUUUUCACUCAACACCAUGCUAAUAUUCCAUUAUGUUAUUUUCACUCAACACCAUGCUAAUAUUCCAUUAUGUUAUUUUCACUCAACACCAUGCUAAUAUUCCAUUAUGUUAUUUUCACUCAACACCAUGCUAAUAUUCCAUUAACUCUCUCGCCAUUUUCAGUUGUAGUUUUUCUUCUCCCCAGAGAGCCUUCUCCAUGGAUUCUUUGAGUUCUACUCUAAGUUUGAUUUUGCAAACAAAUCCAUUUCUAUCACGGAGGGAGCAACAUUUUCUAAAUCGGUUGACUCCCGUCCUGUGUGCAUAGAAAAUCCUCUGUGUGUGAGCCUGAACAUCUGCCAGAACAUCGGAGUCAAACAGUUAGAGAUUUUAACAAGCGCCAUGGCGGAUGCAGCAUUAAAAAUUGAAUCAUUUUCUUCCUCUGCUGAGUGCCCAGAACCUCGACUUAUGUCACUGCUAAGUGAAAAGCCUUUAGCAUCAAAACUGAGUCUGCUGUUUACAAGUUCAUCCAACAGUGAGCGGUCCUUGUCCUUUGAGGAUCUUUUGGGUGAAGAAUCAGAUGAGCGCAACACUCAGGCAAUGGAUUCAGAUAAUGCUGCUUUGGACGGUGAAAUUAAUCAAAUGGGAAGCCAGUCUCUCAAACACUCUGCUUCAACUAAGUCUGACAGUGACAUCACAUCUGUGGAUGAUACUGAUCAGAAAAAUGAACAAAGACCCAGAGAAAUAGAAGCAGAUCUUAGUAAAAUGUUGACUGAAAAGAGCUGAUUGCUUGACACAUGCAGCCUUGUAAAAGAGCUGAUUGCUUGACACAUGCAGCCUUGUAAAAGAGCUGAUUGCUUGACACAUGCAGCCUUGUAAAAAAGCUGAUUGCUUGACACAUGCAGCCUUGUAUUCUGAAAUCUUUUAAAUUCAUUGCUCCUUGAUUUCCUUUGGAAGCCUUAUGAACUAAAUCAAAGGAAAAGUCCUGCAUCCUUUACGUAAGAAUAAAGCGACAUGGAAGUCUCCAAGUACUGGUGUCCUUAGUGUUGGCUGAGAAUUCAUUGUUACCAUUAAGAACUAGUUUUUGGAAUUGUUUGAAAAACAUAUUUGAAUCAUUUGUUCCUUAUACGGAUCAAGAAUAAAUUAGAAUAUCCAGAU